AACGCACGACACAGUGACUCAAGUGUGCUUUAUAUGUGUAUUUACCUGAAGUUUUCCCCUCGAAAUGCCUCCUAAAAAAGCAUCAGCAGAACCAGUUGCUGCCAUCCCGGAGAUCUCCGAGACUGAACGAGUGGAAGAUACGCGCAGCAAAGCUGCCGGCCGGAAGGUUUCUCCGCACCCGUCCACGAUGGAAAUGGUGAAGGAAGCGCUGAAGGAGCUCGACUCCAGAAAGGGAGUUUCGGGUCAGGCCAUCCGUGGCUACAUCAAGGAGAAAUACACGACCGUGGACGAGACGCGGCUGAAGUUUAUGCUGAGAAAAGCCCUGGCUAAAGGCCUCGAGACCGGCGUGUUCGUGAGACCUGCGAACUCCGCGCCGACCAUGACAGGCGCGCAGGGACGCUUCCGGAUUGCGAAGACCAAAACAAAAGAAGCCAAAGCACAGACGAAGGAAAAUGCUGAUCCCAAUGUACAGAAAGUGGCCAAACCUAAAAAAGCAGAAGCCCCUAAAGCCAAGGGUGACGGAACUAGCAAAGAAACCCAAAAGUCCAAGAAGAAAAAAGCAGCUACAGUUGAUGCUAAGCCGAAGAUGCCCGAGCGCGAAGGCUCUGCCUCAAAGGUGGCCCCCGCUAAGAAGCCCAAGGCAAAGAAUGCUACAGGGGAGGGUGGAACUGCGCCCAAAGCGAGCAAAGCUAAAAAACCUAAAGCAUCAAAAGAGGUUGCGGAAGAACCACCGGCAGCAGCAGCGAAGAAGGGAAAGAAGACUGCGGCGAAGAGCGAGGUGGCUGAGUCUGGAGAGAAGGGAGGCGUGACUGCUGCUAAAGCCUCUGGGAAGCGAGGGAAGAAGUGAUGCUGGAGAUAAACAUGUUUUUAUCCAUUACAGUGGUUUUAUUUAUGCACUUGUAUAUCAUAAUAAAAGCCAUUUUACUUGU
This is a messenger RNA of Triplophysa rosa, 929 nucleotides long. Its product is annotated as protein B4. NCBI's taxonomy places the organism in Eukaryota, Metazoa, Chordata, Actinopteri, Cypriniformes, Nemacheilidae. The record is from RefSeq and is a predicted model, not a curated record. Gene Ontology annotation, biological process: nucleosome assembly. Gene Ontology annotation, cellular component: nucleosome. The coding region runs from base 65 to 847 and encodes 260 amino acids. Gene Ontology annotation, molecular function: DNA binding; structural constituent of chromatin. The transcript has 4 exons.